AUGUUCACUGCAGCAGCUUUCGCGUCGGCCGCCGUUCUUUUGGCGGCCUCGAUUCCGAACACGGAUGCUCACGGCUACAUGCUGAUCCCAGAGUCGCAAUUCCAGGGAUCCGCCAAUUCCGCUUGGAUCGUGCAGAUCGACCCCGUUUGGGCCAGUGACAGUUGGGAUGGUAACAACGCAGGAAGCGUGGAAACGUUCAAGUCUCUCAAGUCGGCCAACAACUUUAAAGACUUGAAGACUCUCAUGGACGACACGUCCGUCUACGGCGCCGACUGCGGUUUCACUGACCCGAACGGCCACUUUCUCGCGAGCUCUUGUGCACGUUGGUCCGUGUGA
Molecule: messenger RNA, 336 nt
Organism: Phytophthora nicotianae INRA-310
Lineage: Eukaryota; Oomycota; Peronosporomycetes; Peronosporales; Peronosporaceae
Exons: 2
Coding region: 1-336 (111 amino acids)
Source: RefSeq, a predicted model, not a curated record